Molecule: messenger RNA, 1315 nt
Organism: Ochlerotatus camptorhynchus
Lineage: Eukaryota; Metazoa; Arthropoda; Insecta; Diptera; Culicidae
Exons: 2
Coding region: 184-939 (251 amino acids)
Source: RefSeq, a predicted model, not a curated record
AAUUAUGGUGGAUUAAACGAAGAAGGUGACAAGCGAGCAGCGGUUUUUUUUUUCGUUCGUGCAGUACCUGUUAUGUGAUACUUCGAACAUUCCAUUUAUUUCGGCACCUCUUCCCCCGAUAUCGCAACAACCCGAUUGGUUGGAGUUUUACAGGCGGCUGGCUAUUGCCCAACACCAACGCUAAUGGUGUUCCGCAACGGCAUCCAAAAACGACCGACUGCUGCAAAGCGACACUCCUUCCGUAAAAUAUCACACUCUUUCCAUCCCACCAUGACAUUCACGCAGCCGUCGAUACCGACCUGUUUGGCUCAUCUGAUCCUAGCCGGCGUCACCGGAUGGUCCCUGAAACAUCUUCCCACCGGUUUUGAGCAUAGCCGUUCCGCCAGUAGCGAUGACCCAGUACCCCUCAUGCUGAUUCUGCUGGUCUUCCUGCUCGGUCAUAGCUUGCUGGGAAUCUUCCGCCACAGUCAUCCGGAACCGCAAAAGAACCUGCGUAAAUUGUACGAUCUAUCCGUUCUUUUGGCAAUGGUUCUUCCGCUUCCACUCCUGAACACACAACUCUACCUCAAAUAUGAACUAGGCGAUGGAUCACACCUGACACCCUGUAGUUACCUGUUGAUCAGCGUACUAGUUCCAUUCCUAGCCGGGUGCUUCUAUUCGGAACUAAGCCAACGACACAAAGGCGAAUACGUAGUGACCUCGGUAGCCAUCAUCAAUUUAACCAUACUAACGUGGAUCUCAUUUUGCAACGAAAAUUUCUGGGGCAUCGGUCUAGCUAUGUCCUACGGCAUGAAACAUUUCGCCCUACCCCGACUGGCCGAUCUGUACAGUGUACCGUUCGUCGAUCUCUACACCUAUGGCCUAGGAUUCUUCGAGAUCUUUGCCGUCAACGUUGUAAUCGAUGCCGAUCUAUACCGAACCGAGCUGGUCGUUCAGUGAUGGAAACCUACUGCAACAAAUACGAUAAAGUUAGCCUUAGACGAUUGAACUGCUUAUUCCAGGAACUUUUACACUAGGACUACGUAAGAGAAUAUUUUGUUAUAUUAUAUAUUUUUUAUAGAUAUACAUGAUUAUUGUCGUUUAGAAGGUUGCUAAAUAGCUUGAUACCAAUUUUUUCACUUUAUAGCUACUUACCAUUACUAAAUAGCGUGUUACUGUUUGUAGGAGAUUAUACAUGUACAAACGUGAAACCGAAACAAAUCCAGUAAAAAUAGUAAACGAAGGUCUAUUCAUAUACAAUGUUUACAACAUAGCGAAAAGUCAUAUCUAUUAGCGUAUUUUUUGCAAGUUAGUAUAUAUUGCACAAUGUCUAUAA